AUGGCUGCCACGACAGACUCCCAGCCCCAGUUCGAGCGUGACCUUCGAAGCGCACAUCAAGACUACAAGAGGGACAAGGACUCACAGUCCAAAUGGUCCAACGGCGCUCGUCCGCUUGUGGGUUGCCGUAUCGACUGGGCCAACCUGGAGGCUGUUGGCGGUACCGAGCACCAGCGCGCCAAGAGCCGUCCAAGGGUCAAGAACAGCGAAAUCUCCCAUUACAGAAAGCCUCAAAAUAACGUUACCAAGAUGCGCCCUCACUGGACCUCGAACCAAGGGCGUCUAAAUUCCACGAUGCAGGCCAGGGAACAGAUUAAGGAUCCUUUGAGCCAGUCGCUCAUGGACCUGGUUCCAUCUGAGGACGGCUGGAGGAAGAGUCUAGCCGCCUCGGAGGACUGGAAGUACAGUUUCGAUAGUACUGUGAGCCCCAAUCGCCCGCUGACACUUGACGUCUUUGUCAAGACUUCGGGUCGCGAGACAGAGCGCAUGGUGGAGAAGGAGUACGAGAUUCUCAACGAGAACGGUCAGGUUCUCAAGGGUCGCAAGGCACGUCAGAGUCUCCGACAGGAGCACGCCCCCGUCGCUGAGGACGACGGAUUCCAGCUCGUUUGA
This is a messenger RNA of Colletotrichum karsti, 612 nucleotides long. RefSeq lists its product as uncharacterized. The record is from RefSeq and is a predicted model, not a curated record. NCBI's taxonomy places the organism in Eukaryota, Fungi, Ascomycota, Sordariomycetes, Glomerellales, Glomerellaceae. The transcript has 2 exons. Bases 1 to 612 code for a protein of 203 amino acids.